Sorex araneus (European shrew) is the source of this 945-nucleotide messenger RNA. Its product is annotated as olfactory receptor 52K2-like. Gene Ontology annotation, molecular function: olfactory receptor activity; G protein-coupled receptor activity. Bases 1 to 945 code for a protein of 314 amino acids. The record is from RefSeq and is a predicted model, not a curated record. NCBI's taxonomy places the organism in Eukaryota, Metazoa, Chordata, Mammalia, Eulipotyphla, Soricidae. Gene Ontology annotation, biological process: G protein-coupled receptor signaling pathway. Gene Ontology annotation, cellular component: membrane. The transcript has a single exon.
AUGCUAACUCAAAAUAGAUCCAGUCUUCAACCUACCACCUUCCUACUACUUGGCAUUCCAGGAUUGGAAGCUUGCCACAUAUGGAUUUCCAUCCCUUUCUGCCUGGUAUACCUACUGUCACUGAUAGGAAAUGUUGGCCUUUUAAUAAUUAUCAAGACAGACCACAAACUGCAUGAACCUAUGUACCUCUUUCUAUGCAUGCUCUCUGUGGUUGAUUUGAUGCUUACUUCUUCAACGCUUCCCAAGAUACUCAGCCUUUUCUGGUUCAAUGAUAGAGAGAUCUACUUCGAAGCCUGCCUCACUCAAAUGUAUUUUAUCCAUUCUCUGUCUAUUAUGGAAUCUGGAUUUAUUUUGGCCAUGGCGUUUGACCGCUACAUAGCCAUCUGCCUCCCGCUAAGACAUUCUACUAUCUUAACUUCCACAGUGAUCUUGGGUUUGGGUUUGGCUGUUGCUUUCAGAGGUGCUGUACUCCUAAGUCCACACCCCUUUUUACUGAGGUGGCUUUCUUACUGCAAAACAAAUAUCAUCUCCCAUACUUAUUGCGAGUUUAUGGCUCUGAUAAAGCUAGUUUGCAGUGAGACGAAGGUCCGUAGAUCCUAUAGCCUAAGCGUAGCAUUUCUGACUGGGGGCUUGGAUUUCAUAUUGAUCAUCUGUUCCUAUGUCCUUAUUUUACGCACUGUCUUUUGUCUUCCAUCAAAAGCAGCCCGCCUCAAGACCUUAAGUACCUGUGUCUCCCAUGUGUGGGUCAUCUUGGCGUUUUAUACACCAGCAUUUUUCUCUUUUCUCACUCACAGGUUUGGCCACCACGUUGCUCCACAUGUUCACAUUUUAGUAGCCAACAUCUAUCUUCUUAUUCCACCCAUGAUGAAUCCUAUUAUUUAUGGCAUUAAAACCCAGAGAAUUCGGGAGAGAUUCCUAAAAUUCUUAACAAUAAAAUGUGUUUGA